Messenger RNA from Sebastes umbrosus (honeycomb rockfish), 3772 nucleotides. RefSeq names its product mical-like 2a (gene micall2a). Gene Ontology annotation, molecular function: protein binding. Bases 175 to 2496 code for a protein of 773 amino acids. The transcript is spliced from 17 exons. The record is from RefSeq and is a predicted model, not a curated record. NCBI's taxonomy places the organism in Eukaryota, Metazoa, Chordata, Actinopteri, Perciformes, Sebastidae.
CAGGUAAAAGAAGGAAACAGGACGCAGCUGCAGCUCCGCAGUUCACGGCCAAACCCUGAACAGACACACUUUGUUUUCAUCUCUCUUUCCUCCUGACUCCUCCACACUGAAGCCUCAGCCUGUUGCACACUUUGUCUCUGUACUGAGAGAGCUCAGUCUGUCGCUGCUGGGAGCAUGGCUGCCAUCAAGGCUUUGGAGCAGUGGUGUAAAAUGCAGUGUGAUGGCUACCGAGAUGUGGCCAUCACCAACAUGACGACCUCAUUCAAGAACGGAUUGGCUUUUUGUGCUCUUAUACACAAGUACAGACCGGACCUGAUAGACUAUGACUCACUCAAAGAGGAGGAUGUGUUUGAGAACAACAGACUGGCCUUUCAGGUCGCAGAGGAGAAGUUGGGGAUUCCAGCUUUGUUAGAUGCAGAAGACAUGGUGGCUUUAAGGAUCCCAGACAGGCUGAGCAUUCUUACCUACGUCUCCCAGUACCACAACUACUUCAAAGGACGUUCUCCCAUGGGAGGUGUAAAAAGGCCAGCAGAGGGCUCCAAGGAGGAGCCAUCAGAGAAGAAAAAUCUCCCAGUGGUUGCCAAAACCUUUGUGUCUAAAACCGCCAUUGAGAAUCGUUCACCCUCCACUCUCACUGCUCAGACUUCGCCCAAGUUGGCCAGAGCUGCUGUUCAGAAGGCAGUUCUUGCAGAAAACGCCAACAAAAAUGGGACUCUCAAUAGCAAAUGUGCUGCAUGCAAGAGCCAUGUUCAUCUGGUUCAGCGGCACUUUGUGGAAAGCAAGCUCUAUCACAGAAGCUGUUUCAAAUGCAGUGAAUGCUCCAGCGUGCUUCAUGCAGGAGGCUACAAACCUGGGAAGAAUCCAGACGCUUUUAUCUGCAACGCCCACCAGAACAGUUGCAAACCAUCCUCCUCCGAGGCUGGCAUCAAAAACGGACCCGCCAGUUCAGCUGGGCGAUUAAAUAGUGCCAGCCAGACCCAGCCUGCACCACGCCCCUCUUCUGUGCUGUCAGCCCCAUUGAGUAUUGUCCUGAAGCCAGUCAGUCCUACUCCACCUUCCCAGUCCUGGACGGCCUCAGCCCAGAAGACGCAGACGGCCCGGCAGAGGUUUUUCCAGGCUGCAGCGCCAGUCACAGAGGCCUCGACAGGUAACAGGAAGCCGACAGAGCCCUCGACAGGUAACAGGAAGCCGACAGAGCCCUCAAGUGUUUUAGGAAGGCCAAAGGUCACACUGAGUCCUGAUGAUGAGAAGAGCAGAGCCAGGACAACCAAUGGAAAGAAACUGGCAGAGGAAAACUGUAACAAUAACAACAAACGCCCGUUCACCAUCCGACCAGCAGAGAGACGGUUUGGAGAUGAGCCAAGUUCAGCUGACAUCCCCGGUUUGAGAAAAGAUAAAUGCAGCCAAGGCCCAGCAGGAAACUGGGCAGGACAGCCCUCCACCAGCCAGACAAACAAGAAGGAACCGCCAUGUCUGAAGGCCAUCAACAAAGACAACACAAGGCCAACAACUGUACACACAACUGCCAAAGAUCCAGUCUGGGGGCUAUUGAAGUUCAAACCUGUGAAAAUCGAGCUAGCUUUAAAAGAUACUGAAGCCUUUACUGAGCAGCAUAAGCCUGGAGUCAUGUCCAUGACUUCCUCUAAUGUCCCCAUCAUUACAACAAGGCCUCCCUCGGCUCCAACACCUGCACUACCUCCGGUUCGUUUUGCUCCGUUUGAUCCUGCACUCUUUAGAGAAGUCUCUCCCCAGAAGCCUCAGCUUGGCUCUGGAAGACCUGCGUUUAAACAUGGGAGUCACUCGCCUGUGAAAUCCCCAACCAGACGGCCAGCUGUGGAAUCUAUUAGCUCUUCAUCGACUGCUCCAGCCAAUCACGGAAAUCCGUCAGGUGCUAAAAAGGGAAAGUAUUUGUCACCCACCAACGCCUCCAGGACUGAAAUGAGGUCACCCUCUGUGAAGUCUUAUCAUGUUCCAGCGGAGCAGAUUGAGAGGGACCUGAAUGAUAUUGAGACAAACUUGGCUCAGCUGGAGAAGGAGGGUGUGGAGCUGGAAAAGAAACUCCGCAGCUGUGAGGAAGAGGGGGAGGGAGACAUACUGAUGGACCCACUGAUGGUCGACUGGUUCAACCUGAUUCGAAAGAAGCAGAUGUACAUCAGGAACGAGUCAGAGCUUGUAUACAUAGCCAGGAUUCAGGAGCUGGAGCAACAGCAGCCAGGUGUGGAGGGGGAACUUCGCAGGCUGCUGGAGAAGCCAGAUCAUUUAAAGUCCAGAGAGGAGCGACAGCGGGAGAAGAAGUUGAUGCAGAGACUGAUGGAGAUUGUGGACGGCAGAAAUGCAAUAGUGGAGGGUCUGGAUGAAGACAGGCUGAGGGAAGUGGAGGAGGAUCAGCAGUUGAAUGAAAUGAUGAAAAAUCUUGGAGUAAAGAAAGCCAAAAAUAAGAGGAAAUCCUCCAUCUCAAAACUGUUCAGGCGGAGAAGUAAAAGACGAGUGGAAUGAUCCUUUUUUACUAAACUUACAUUAUUGUUUUAUUGUUUUAAUAUCAACCCAUUUUAGAAUAUUUUUAAGGUUUUUAUAUUGAAGUACUGCAGUACAUAGUGUGCUAAUGAGAAGGCGUAACGGAUCAAAUCAUGUGUUGUCUUUCUAGUUGUUUCAGAAUAUUUCAAAUUUAAAGGUUCAGUUAAAAUGUUUUUGUUCAACAUUCACCUUCAGUUCUUUGUUUGAUGUUAUUUAGGUGAAGUGAAAAUUUCUAAAUGGCUUAUGAUUCAAUCUUUGCGGUUUUCACAAUGGGUGUCCUGUUUUUUCACAAUUGUUUUUCACAGUUUUUUCAAAAAAGGAAAUGGUGUUUAAUUACGUGGCAAAUGCAGCUGCGAGUAUUUUCACUUAUAUUGAUUUCAGUAGAGGAGCGUCACACGAAAAAAAAAUGCCCUCAGUCGUGAAUAUGUUUGUUAUGUAAAGAUUAUGUGUAUUUAUUGAAUGAUUGGAAUGAGUUAUCUAAUUAUUAAUUUUAGCAAAUCAACUUGCACUGGGUCAAAAAAAUUGGAUGUUGGGUGUUAAAAUGACAAGCUAUCAUGGUUUUAAAACUACAGAGGGAACACUGGCUGUUCCACAUGCAAAUGAGAAUAAAUGUGUAAUCCUUCAACCGUCUUGAUCCUAAAUGAAAUUAUUUCAGUAUUUAUUUAAUAAUGGAUUUUAACAAAUUUCCUGUAAGGAUAUUAGCAGGAGAAAAAAAGCCUUGACAAUUGAGUUUGAAUGGCUGUGGAGUGUAAAAUGGAGAGCCACACAUGUUGCAGACUGUAGUUCCUCUCUCUCACUGUACUGUAGGUGGCAGCCUGGGUAUGCUCUAUCACAAGGCAAGAACUUGGAAAUCCAAUUUGCCACAGUACGGACAGUUAAUUUCUUUGCUAAUUUUAUAAAUGCUGCAAAAAUGUUCAGCUGUGCUGAUGCAAUAAUGUUAUGUGAAAGAGGAUUAGGUAGAGCAGUAGCUUAUGGCCGGGGAAGGCUUAUAAACUAUAGGUUGUAUUGAGCUCUUUAUCUUCAAACCGGGUUUAAUUAAACAUUACUCUUUACUAAUAUCUGCAUCAGAAAUGCUCCGCACCUGAGCUAUUAAAAUGUUCCAACGUCGUGUGGAGUCACUCAUGUGUGAAAAUGGCAUUCGCAGUGUUUGUAAGGAAUGUACUGUAUAAUGUUGCAUUUUAAGUGUCACUGAAUGUACUUGUACUCCUAUUUAUAACAUUUUUAAACUUGAAAAUCUGUAGUCCAAUAAAUCCUUUGA